AUAAAUUAAAGAACAAAGUAGUCCGAGUGGUGAAUCAAAGAUUUGAGUUUCUCAAAUGUCUCAGCUUCACGUUUCCCUUCUUCACCCUCCUUACAUCUCUGCCGUGCAGCUUUUUCGUCAACCAACCGGCCUCCCCUCUCUCUCUCACUCUCAACUCAACUAAACCCAUCGUCUCUUGUCCUCUCACCGUCGUCAGAUCUCGUUUAAGCGAACCCGGUGAGGAUUCUUUUUCAGAUAUUACGCCACAAUAUGAAUUGAGUAAGACACAAGACAAACAGAAACCACAAAAGCUAGCGAAUGGCAUAUUCUUGAUCAUACUUACCAAUCUUGCCAUAUUUAUGGCUGAACACUUCUAUCAGGUUCGCUGGAUCAAAUCUUUGUAUUUGUAUAGUGAUUUUCCGGUAUGGUAUCAGUUUGUGACCGCAGCUUUCUGUCAUGCUAACUGGAACCAUCUCUCCAGCAAUCUGUUUUUCUUGUACAUCUUUGGAAAGAUUGUUGAAGAAGAAAUAGGAUCC
Molecule: messenger RNA, 515 nt
Organism: Camelina sativa (false flax)
Lineage: Eukaryota; Viridiplantae; Streptophyta; Magnoliopsida; Brassicales; Brassicaceae
Source: RefSeq, a predicted model, not a curated record